This is a messenger RNA of Echinops telfairi (small Madagascar hedgehog), 10459 nucleotides long. RefSeq names its product crystallin beta-gamma domain containing 3 (gene CRYBG3). Bases 1 to 8733 code for a protein of 2910 amino acids. The record is from RefSeq and is a predicted model, not a curated record. Gene Ontology annotation, biological process: visual perception; lens development in camera-type eye. Gene Ontology annotation, molecular function: structural constituent of eye lens. The transcript has 23 exons. NCBI's taxonomy places the organism in Eukaryota, Metazoa, Chordata, Mammalia, Afrosoricida, Tenrecidae.
AUGUCCGGCAACAGGAGGAGGGGCGGCGCCCCCUGGCACAGCUUCUCCCGGUUCUUCGCUCCCCGAAGCCCUUCCCGGGACAAGGAAGAGGAAGAGGAGAGGCCAGGGACCAUCCAGACUCCGGCUCCGAGCCGGGGUGCUGCCAGUGUUGAAAAUGAGCCCAUGAGCACAAGUCAGAAAAAGGAAAAUGUGCCUUCGCCACAAGCAGUAAAGAUUCAGAGUGAAGACGAAAAGAGCCAUGCUGAGAAGCCAAUCACUCCUCCAAGGCAGGAAGAUUCCACAAAGCCAAGUCAUCUUCCCAGCGCUGCUUCUGAUACCAAAAGAGGAGAAGGCGACAGACAGCCCAAAGAAAGCUUUUUCCAGUUUCUUGGUAACUUAUUCAAUAUCUCAGGAAAACCAUCUCUUGGUGAAACCAGACAGCCUUCUUUAAAAGAUGACCAUGACAAAACUGAGAAAGACUUGCCAACUUGCAGGGACCGGCCUGAGGAAGAGCUCCAAAGGGAGGAGAUUUGCAGUGGCUCCGUUGAAGUUCAGAUGCUUCCAACUGAAGAACAGGAUUCCAAUUCCACUGAGCUCUCAGAUAGCUUUUCCCUGGAUACAACACAAGACAGUGAACAGGAAACCAACGAUUUGGUAAAACAAAGUGAUGAUAAACCGGAGAGGCCUUCAGUAACAUAUGCAACGUAUCAGGGCCCCAGGCAAAUUAGGAAAUAUUUUAAAAAACAGACUUCUCUGGAUCCUGUGAAUCCCCUGGGUGGAGAAAAUGAAAGUCCUGACCCCAGUCCAAGCAGACACCCUGGCCCCGGAAGUGCGAUUGGGCUUGGGAUAGCUCCAUCACUGUCAUCAACUCAUAUGGACUCGUCUAUGAAAGGACAUUGGCACGGAAGCCUGUUAGAAGACUCCGACUGUCACAAAAUAAAUCUCAGCACAGAAAGUCAUCUGUCAAACUACCCAGAACUGCAAAAUCCUGCUGCUUCCCAGGACGUUUUCAAUGAAAGUGGUUCUGGGAGCCCCGAGAGAAGUAGGUCACCUCCUCUGACUAAAUCCAGCUCCACUGUUGGAGCAUAUGACUCAGAGCAGUGGAUAAGCUGUGUCCCAGUCUCUCAGGCUGACAGAAAUUUGGUAGGUUCCACUUUGCUUGCAGGAAGUAACAGCAGCAACGUUCCUUGCCGUCCAGAUUUUCAGAAGCGAGCUUCAGCAGAAAACACUAUGAUGAGUGAUGGGACAUGGGUACACAAAGGCGAACACGUGGCACCUCAGAGCCCUGCGACUUCUGCCUUCUCUUAUGGUAAAGCUGAGGGGAGUGACACUACCAACCAGGAAAGUACAAACUUGCCAAUUCCAAAUAAAUCAAUUAGGCACGCAGAGCAGCAGUUGCCAGAGAGUAAGUGUUCUAACACACAACCCGUGGAUAGCUCGUCAAAGCUGGCUGCCAGUCACAUCAGCACCGUUGUUCUCCAGGGACAUGUUGUGACAGACACAGAAUGUGUAAAUGAAGGAAACCAGUCUACUACCCAAGACUCUCAAAUAGAUUUAGCUGUUACCGAAGUCAGGCAAGAACCCCCAACUGUUUCAGGUAACGUAAAAGCGCCCCAAAGUACAAAUGAGUCAUUACCCGAAGACACUGACCAGCUGUUUGCAAGAGAAACAAAAAAGCUUGAUUUUAGGGCACAUGACCCAACUCUUCAGACUGAGAGAAUAAAUCAGAAGGACUCUCCCUCUUUAAAAUGUGUCCGUGAUGCAGCAGUUGUAGCGGGCUUAGAAAAUAAGAUAGCACCUGAUUUGACUUUUGAAGUUAAUCGAAAUUACACUUCAGAAUCUUCUCUUGACUCUGAGAGUCCUCAACAAGCCAAAGUGUCACCAGAUGCUGAACUAUCUCUUACCUGGGACUGUAAAAAAGUAAAUUUUAAUACUUCACUUCCUACCUUUGUUUCUGGAGUUGGCGUGCUGAGCAAGUCAGAGACGACUGCUUUAAAGGACGAGGGUUCUUCGGUGCCCAUUGAAACGGAGGAGACCAACACUUCUGAUGUCUCUUGUCAGCGUCACGGAGAACAUAUGGCAGACCAUGUUGAACUCGCACACGGGAGAAACCCUUCUCGCCACCAUCAGCAUGCACCUGUCAUUUUUGACUCUGAUGAAGGUCGCCAGGUUCCACUAGGGCCUGAAAGCAGUGGUGUCCACUUAACUGGAGUGGACCCAUUGAGCUGUGAGACUGGAAGCCUCUCGAAGGACCCCACUUCAGUUUCAUCUCAAAGACCUAAUAAAGCAAAGCUUGCCAAAACGUUAGCAGAAGCUGAGGUGGAUGUUCAGAAGGGUGUUUCUGUUGAGUCAUGUUCUGGAGAAAGGAAAACUAAAGGCCCACCAGAGAAUUGUGUGUCUCAAACAAAGCCCAGAAGCCUUUCGCAGGAUGAAGCUGCUGCUUCUAUGUCUGAAAGUGCAGGUGUGCCAGCAAAGAACAUUUUGUCAGAAUUAGCUUCUUCAGACAAAUGUUUUCAAUCCUUGGAUCAUGAGAUGAAGGAGAAAUGUAGAGAUUUGGGCCCUCAAGAGAAUCGGGAAGUUGGACCACCGUGGCCCAGCUGUCAGGGUCGACAGGAGACAAAGGUAGAUGCUUUAAGGGUUCCUCCAGGUACUCCCUUUCUUCCUGAUCAUGAUGAAAAGGUGACCAGGCAAAUGGCCCCAACUUAUGAAACUAACCCUCGCAUUGUGUGUGACGUUUCCGAUAUUCAUGGGACCAAAAAGACUUCUGGACUCUCAGAAAUGGCCGAACUCAACUUAAUCAGUGUUUCCCCCAAUUUCCAAGAGACCACGAGGACAAAUACAAAUGCUGCUUGCCUCGGUUCUGAUGUCAGUUUGGGGGGAAAUGCCAUUGCCUCUGAGGAUUUGAGCUUUCCUAAUGUGCCUUCUGGGCUGAGAUCGAAACAGAAAGCCUCACCUUGCAGGGAGAAAGCGAAUUCGGGCUUUCUCUGCAGGUGUGUUGAUAGCGUAUCUUCUUCCUCUGGUAACCCUGAAGAGACUCGCCUGGUUACAAGUGCAUGUGAGCUAAAAACUAAGGACUCUCACAAAGUUACCAUAGACCUCUUACCUGAAGAUGCCCCCUUACCAAACCUGCUAUCCCCUGAUAGCUCUUAUUUGGAAUGUGAAACAUCUUUACCAACCGGGGCAGAAGGAAGCCCAGUUCAGGAACAUUUGGGGAUUCAUCCCGAGAAGCUGUCUCUCGACACCCCAGCUGCUGCUGUCCUGUGUGACAGCCCCGUGGAAGCAGGAGCUGCUAGAGCAGUUGCUGGGGCUCCAGCGUCAGUUAACAGCCCCCACCAGCAGUGUUCUGAGGCCGCUGCUGGGCACGCAGAAGCAAGGGGAAGGGCACAUGACCGACGUUUGGAUCCCAGAGGUGCUGUACUUACAAAGGCUGAUAAGUUCAUUGAUGAGAUUUUCAGCUCUGUUCGAGACGGACUGAAGUCCACACCCACUGCUGGCAUUCACCAGGGACAUAGAGCCGCGGAGGGGAUAGUGAAUCCAGAUCCCCUCAAAGGCAACCUUGAGGGAAACCCAUCGGAAGAAGGGACUCCAGCGGGGAUUCAACAGAAAGAGCGUUUGGGAAAGCAGGGCCUGGACAACAUGUCAGAAGGCAAAGGGGAAGAGAAGGCCAGUGUCGCCCCUACAGGUGGUGAGAAGAGUGUUCUUUUUCAUUCUGGUGGCAUGGAGGUGCCUUGUUUGUUAGAAGAUCAAGCGAGGGAAUUAGUUGGUGAAAUUCUUUAUUCAGCCCAAGAAAAUUUGACAAAUGACACUUUUGAUGAUAUUGAGGAUACCUGGGAUUCUGAACUUCAGGCUAGUACUUCAAAAAUUCUGAAUAGUGAUAGCAUUCAGCCCGAUAACAGAGCUAGGGAGUUCCUAGUAGCAGAGCAGGCAGAAAACCAAAGCACACCUGAAAGUAAAGAAAAUAAAGUAUUGAGUAGAUUCUUGUCUGUAAGUAACUUUGUUAGUGACGCAGAAUCUAUUAAAGGGAGAGAACUUGUUCCUUACCAAAAAACCCCAUGUGCUGGAGAGGAAAUAGGGUAUCCUGAUAGUACCAACGUGCACGGGUCGGGGGCGGGUUUACUCACGGAGGACGUGCCCCGUGAAGAGUUAGACGAUGCAGUGAAAACCCACUUGCUUCUCAAAGAGAAAAGUGUACUAGAGAGUGUGGAUAAUCACAAAACAAGGACAGACCCAAGAACGCUUGUGUUAAACUUCCAGUGGCCUCCAGUUGUGAACGAUGAGCCCCACGCUGCCCCUGGCACGUCCAAGAGCAGCUUCUCUGACAGCCGAGUAUGUGUGGCUGGUAAACAUGUGCCAGGACACACUAGUAAGAGCACACACGCAGCACUGCCAGAAGUAGGGAAAGUGCACAAAAAGGACCCGGAAGUGAGCAUGGGGACAAUUGAACUGGUACCUCCCAUGUUAGAGAUGGGGAAGGCAAACAGAAAGGAUGCCGGUUUGCAUAUUCUGAACCUGGAGGCAGCCCCUGCUAUGUUAGGAAUGGGAAAGCCGCCGAAAAAUGAUGCUGAGCUUGCCAGCACAAAAACGGAGCUAAGAGCUGACAUUUUUCACAUGGGGGAAAUCUGCCAAGUGGACGCUGAGAGCCGUGUUGAGAAAAACGAAGGGGUACCUGUCAUCCUUGAGUUGGAACAUGCUUGCAAAGCAGAUCCUUCAGGGGCUGCCGGCAAUAUUCAGGGGAUGCCCGCUCUGUGUGAGGUGAUGUCAGGGAAGCCUGAGGUGAGACCUGUUACGCUAGAAAUGGAAGAUAUUUGCCAAAAGGAUGCCGAAGGGGAUAUUGCCAAGACGGAGGUGAUGCCUGUUUCUUUAGAAAUGGAAAUGAUUUACCAGAAACAUGCCGAGGGGGAUAUCGGUAAGAACGAAAUAGCACCCGUUAGGCAAGAAGUGGGAACUACCUACCAAAAGGAGACAGAGGGGAGUUCUGAAAACACAGCAGUGCUGCCUGUGCCUUUAGAAACGGGCGCUCUCUGCCAGCAGGUUGCCGAAGCGGACGUUGACAACAUGUCCGAAGUGGGAAGGCUCUGCCAGCAGGAUGCCGAGAGGAUGCUGAAAACCACAGCGGUUACACCUACACCUGUGCCAUUCGAAGUGGGAAAGAUCCGCCCAAGGGAUGUGAAAGGAGACCCUGCAGUGACGGAGGGGGUGCCUGUUACAUCAGAAAGAGAAGACAUUGGCCCACAGGAUGUGGAAGAAGAUAGUGGCAAAUGGGAGGUGGCUACUGAGGUCGGGUUGGAAAUGGGAAGUCCCUACCCAAAGGAGGCUGCAGUGGGGGCUGCUGGGAACCUCCAAGUGUUACCUUUUAUGGGAGAUGUGAAGGACGCGCACAGAGAGGCCGAACCUGCCUCUGCCUUUUCAGAUGUGAAGUCAGCAUGUAAGAGGGAUGGCGAAGAGACGAUUGGGCCCGAGCUCCCUGUGAGAGAAAUGGAAAGAACACCCCCAAAAGAUUCUGCUGGGAAUAGUGGGAAGCAUGGAGCAUUAUCUUCCAUGUCAAACAUUGAUCAACCAUUUGGAGCAGGUCUAGAAUUGAAACUGACACCCUCAGAGGCCAUGCUGCCUCCUGAUUUUGAAGCUGAAAAGGUGCUGCAAGCGAUGGUUGGAGAAAUGGAGGAAGAGCCCACUGCAGUAAAGGCGAGCUUGAUAGCUGGUGACAAACGGUUUACGUCGCAUUUUGGGGGCUAUGAAUCACCUACCUUAAGUAAGGAUUAUGAAGGCUACCCAGCCUUGGGAGUGCCUGAUUUUCAACAAGAGGAGACCAUGGACACACCAGAGAAUCCAUCUUUUACUAUAUUGUAUGAAGAGCCCCUCCAAGAGGAGGACACAUACUACGCGUCUGCAGAUGUCAGGAGAACGCCCUCACUCGUGUUUCCCGACGUGUCUGCUGACAGUAUGCCUGUCUUGACAUGUGAAAGGUCUGAGAGUAGAACUGACCUCGUUCAUCAUUUUGAAAAGGAUACUAAGUUGGGUGAGACAUUCGAGAGUGACAAUUCAGAAAUGUUCCUGUCGGUGGAGGCCAAGAGGUACAAGAUUUAUCCCUUAGCUCUGUCUCCCAUCUAUGAGGAUGACAGCUCUCAGGAGGACAUUCUGUCCAGUGAGGUCUCACCUGGUCACCAUGGUGCCACAAAAUCGAGGGAGAGCACAAACCAGCCCUCUUCUGUUCUAUCCCUUCUCCAGUCAGUGUCCGAGCGUUUAAAGAUGGACUUUGAUGAAGAAGGACAGGGGGCAGAGAGGGAUGGGGAAGAGGAGGAAGCGGGGGAAGAACUUGUGCAUAAAGGACAUCUGAGACCUCAAAGGAGAGAACUCGCUCCCUUCCAGUUGCCAGAUUACCCGACUUCCUUUUCCCCCGAAGAUGACCAGGAAAGGACUGAAAUUACCAUUAACUCAUACACAGCGUCAAAUGAACCUACUACCUCCAAUAUGCAAAUUGGUCCUUGGCCAGAAAAAGCUUCCUUUCUACAAAAAUCAGACCUUACUUCUAAACUGCAUUCUUCUCUCAAGAGCGCCUAUCAUCAGUAUUUGCAGACUUCCAAAACCCACUCCUCGGAAAAAGGAGCCAGAUUUAGUGGGAUUUUUCAGGAACCCAUAUCAAAGACUUCUAUUCAAGACAACCCAUCCCGAUUAUUCACAGAGAAUGUUGACAAGCAUACCCUGAGGUGUAUCCCAAGACCUGGGAAGAUGGUCAUCUAUGAUCUCUGUGGAUGUAAAUGUAAACAAGAAAUCUACGGUAAUGUUCCCGAUGCUACAUCAUGGUCCUUUCCAAAUGGCGUACUGAUAAAAGUUGUGAGGGGCUGUUGGAUUUUGUAUGAAAAGCCCCAUUUCCAAGGUCAGAAAUGUGCGUUAGAAGAAGGGGAAACAGUGUUCAACCGCGACUGGAUUCCUCAGAGCCGCAAACAUCCAGAAAGGAACUUUGUAUUGGGUUCUAUCAAGCGGGUCUUAAAGGAUUGCAGCCUUCCAGAGAUAGAGCUCUGUCCCCAGUCCGACCCAGCACGCUGCCCGAUCUACAUCCAGCGCGCGGUCCCCGACUUGGAAGAACUGAACAUCCCCAAGUCUGUGUCCUUCACUGUGAAGGCAGGAGUGUGGCUUGCCUACCCAGACACCAAUUUUAAGGGACAAGCUACAGUUUUAGAGGAAAACCAUGGACUCUUUGAGAUUUCAGCAACUGAAAUGAAAUCAUUGCAUCCACUUCAGAUGGGUGGACUGAAAGUGGAAAUGCCUAUGAACCUAAAGGUUAUUAUUUAUGAGAAACCGCACUUUUGUGGACAGGCCAAGGAUUUUAGUGAACAUAUAGAUUCUGUUCCUAAGUUUUUAAAAAACGAUGGGGAAAAUUUUCAUGGAAUUGGAUCAAUUCGUGUCAUCGGUGGCGUGUGGGUUGCCUAUGAAAAGGAGCAUUUUAAGGGCCACCAAUUCCUGCUUGAAGAAGGGGACUUUGAAGACGGUUUUGCCUGUGUGGCACUAAGUGGCCCCAUCAUGUCUUUCCGGUACUUACAAGCUAAUUUUAUAGAAUCUUCUAUCACGCUGUUCGAAUCUGACCUGGAAAGCGGGAAGUUUGUUGAUAUUAUGAAUCAGGAAAUUUCUGAUUUAGAAGAAAUUGGCUUUGGCAGUGAAACAAGAUCCAUUCAUGUGAAAAGUGGAGUAUGGGUUGCUUACCAGCAGAAAUUCUUUUGUGGAGAGCAAUACAUUUUAGAAAAAGGAAAAUAUAAAUGCUUUUUUGAUUGGGGAGGAUCAAGUAACAUAAUCAUGUCGAUACGACCUGUCCAACUGGAACCGCUUGGAAUAAAUGAGCCUCCGCACUUGCUCAAAGCUUUUCAUAAGCCAGGGUUCCAAGGUGAAUGCGUAGAUUUCACGAAAGAAGUUUGUGAUUUGACUUCACUCACGCCAUCGUCUUUUAAAGUUCUUAGGGGCUGUUGGCUCCUGUAUUACCAAGGGGACAGCUCUGUUCAUCAGUGUGUGUUAGAAGAAGGCCUCUAUGCUGACCUUACUUCCUGUGGCUGCCCAGCGUCCGAAGUCAAAUCCCUCAAGCCCAUUGGCUAUGUUUUUGAAGAACCUUCCAUUAGCCUUUUCGCUCUGGAACACUGUGAGGGAAGAGAGCUACAUCUAGAAGAGGCUGUGAACUCUGUUCUAAAUAAGGACCUGCACUUCUACACCCAGUCUGUGUGGGUAAAGAGUGGACAGUGGAUAGCUUACGAAGGAUCUAAUUUCUUAGGAAGACAAAUCCUACUGGAGCCCAUUGAGAUUCCAAAUUGGACAGCAUUCAGUGGGUGGAAAACGAUUGGAUCUCUCCGUCCUAUGAAACAGCCUGCGGUGUACAUCCGGAUACGGAACCGAGCCCAGAAUGAGUAUCUGACCGUCACUGGAAACCUCGCCGACAUGAGGGCGACCUCCGUGUGCAUUUCUCCCUACAGUGGGAAAAACACGCAGCUCUGGCACUACUGCCGAGGACUCUUCAAAUCCAAGGCCAGCGAUACAUGUCUUGAUGUGAUUGGUGGCCGGGACACCCCUGGAGCUAAAGUAGCCCUAUGGAUUGAACACGGACAAUUCAGGCAGAAGUGGAGACUGAACAGAAAUGGAACCAUCAGCUCUUACCUCAGUGACCAACUUGUCCUGGAUGUGAAAGGAGGGAAUUACUACGACAAGACUCAUGUGAUUGUCAAUCAGUCCCUGGAAGGAGAAGAAACACAGAAAUGGGACAUUGAGAUAUUAUGAGCAUCCACGACAGAAAGAAAGCACAAAGGAAAAGGGAGCCGUGUGUCCUGCACAGUCUAGCAUUUGCACCAGGGAAAAGAAACUGCUGUCCUCAGACUUCUGGAUCCCCAAGCAGAAUGAACUUGUCCCUCAGCCUCAAGGCUGUAUGCAUUGCUCUUACCCGGGGAAAAGCCCAAACAUUCUCGCCAGUGUCUCGGCGAUGUUCCUGUGAAGAACACGAGUGUGUUCUGUAAAGCCACACCGGGAUUGGAUUUCUCGUGAAGGUUCUAUUCCUGAUUAUUCUCCACGUGUGGUAAGGAUGUCUUGUUAAGCCUGUUUUCUCUCCUGUUCACCAAAAUGUGACUUCUGGUCCUGGAAGCCACUAGAGCAAACUAGUGACACAGGCAACCCUGCAUUAGUUACAGUGAUCGUCUAGUAGAUGUGUGCAUAAGGCCCAGGUAAACACAACCCCCAGGGCCCUACCAUACUUGUUGGAAAGAAAGGACUAACUGAGCAGCAACUGAAAAUGCAGUUAAUAGGUAUUCCUGUUAAGCUGCUGUAUGUGGUAGACCACAGGUUCUUUUCUGAAAGCUUUCAUCACUGAAGCACCAUAAAUAACUAUUUCCACACUUGAUCCCAGGGAGGAACCUCAGUUUUGUUAGGAAAGAGGCACAACCUGGGAGUCUCCUCUGUGACGCUCCUUUCCCCUGCCUUCUUGAAAAAAGGGCAAGUGGCCCACCUUGCACUCCUGGGUGUCAGCAAGCAUGUCCCUCUGAGUGACAUGACUAACGGAUGGCUUCCCAACACGGUGCUGAGACCCACCCCAGUUAUGCCUUAUCUGCCUGCCCUCCAAGAGAGGUGUCUGUAAAGGCUGCGCCACCGAAGCAGAACAGUCCACAUUUCCCUUUGCUGAAAGUCAAGGGAAGUUUGGAAUGUUCAUAUAAAGGCAAAAUAAUAUUUCAGCCUUGACCUUAACCAUUUUCAAGUAAAGUUUACUUCUCUACGAAGUCACGGAUUCUCGGUUUUCACUCACAUUUUAAAGUUUGUAUUGUAAAAGUCAGAAGGAAAUCGUCUUUGACUUAGUCUGGAGGAAUCACCACUACCACAAUUUGCAAGUGUCUCUCUCUGAGCUGGAUCUAAACUUAACAUUGAGACAGCUGUUCCCUUCAUCCCCAACUUUGGCCAAGAAGCAGAAAAAUGCCUGCUGUGUUUUGAUACAGAAAGAUAUUCUCUAGUGAUAUUUUUAAACUAUCAACCUUGAUGCACUUUAGAAUGUAAAAUAACAGUAAAUAGUUUCAACGCAGACCCAUUGAGUGUUUUUUAGGGAGACCUUGUCUUGCAAUGUAAAUAUACUUGGGGAUUUUUCCCCUUCAACCUCAGGCUCUGCUUCAUUUGUCAUCUUUCCAAGCAUCUGUAAAACUCCCUAUGCCCCAUAGAUUUGAGCCUCUCUCUUUGGUGUGGCAGUAUUAUGUAAUAAAGCUUCUGUUACAGGAAUAACUUUUAAUUUGGGGGGAUGAGGGGGGAACGUGUGUGUAUACAAAGCCAUGUAUAUUUUUGUUGUAAAAAAAAAGUUGAUUUGUGUUAAUUGUUGAAUAAUUUUUCCAGAGUCAUUUGGACUCUUUAAAGAAGUUGUUUUUUCCAAAGAACAAAGACAGAGUCAGGUAACUACGUUUUAACUUUAAAUGAUACAUUUUAUUGGAGUUGUGCCUUUUCUAUCACACUGGAUUAAAUAAACUUAUCAAAAGUU